This is a messenger RNA of Brienomyrus brachyistius, 3731 nucleotides long. It is a transcript of the gene cobll1b, whose product is annotated as cordon-bleu WH2 repeat protein-like 1b. Lineage: Eukaryota; Metazoa; Chordata; Actinopteri; Osteoglossiformes; Mormyridae. The record is from RefSeq and is a predicted model, not a curated record. The transcript is spliced from 13 exons. The coding region runs from base 80 to 3154 and encodes 1024 amino acids. Gene Ontology annotation, molecular function: actin monomer binding.
UCCCACUUCAGUAUAUCAGAAGUCAUUUAUCUGGCCGUGAAAAACUUUAAACAUGUCUUAAGUCACUGAAUAUGCGCAAAUGCGCACUUGUCCAAGUUUUCCUUCGCAAAAGACUUUAAAUCAGUUAGGAAUGGACAACCUUGGUGUGCAAGGUACUUUGCAUCGUCUACCUCCAGCUACCAGCCCCUCCCUCAGGAGAUCCACCAAGAGCAGAGCUCCGACUCCCCCAGCCAGUGCACAGACUUCAGGAAGCCCAAGAGCUCCUCAGCGGCUCCCGGGGCUUCCGCCGGUCGCCAUGGAGCAGAAGGAGAACAUGACUGACAGGGACUUGACCCUGACUGUGGUCCUUCCAGGAGGUGUUGAGAGGACCACUGUGGUACAUGGCAGCAAGCCCAUGAUGGACCUCUUGGUCAUGCUUUGUGCCAAGUACCGUCUGAAUCCCUCUAGCCACACCGUAGAGCUGAUCUCCACCAACCAGAAUCGCAUCAAGUUCAAGCCCAACACUCUCAUAGGAGCCCUGGAGGCCGAAAAGAUCUUGCUGAAGCCCAAAGGAGCCGAUAAGAAUAAGGCGAUGGGUCCUCAGGUCCCAGAGGCUACGGUUCGGCUGAUAAUAAACUACAAGAGGGCACAGAAGACCAUUCUGAGGGUGAACCCUCAAGUUCCCUUAAAGGAGCUCCUGCCGUCCAUUUGUGAGAAGUGUGAAUGUGAGAGCCAAGCAACAGUUCUGCUGAGGGACGUGCUGUCGGCGGAGCCCCUGGACUUGAGUAAAUCCCUGAACGACUUUGGCCUGAGGGAGGUGUACGCCAAGGAGUCAAAAGGUAACAAUGCAAGUAAAGACUGUCUGAUCCUUCAAGAAAGAAAUUAUAGUCCACAAAGCAAAGGUAACAUGCCAAAAGAGAAGGAAAACAAAGGAUUGUUCAGAAUGUUUAGAAGAAGCAAGAAGAGGCUUGAACGGACCACCGCAGCCAGUGCGCCGGCCUCCCCCAUGGUGAGCAAGCAGUCCCCCACCAUGACGAGCACCAGCGGCCCAGCAUACACCUCCAACACCAUGCCCGCCGACGUGCCGAAAAAGAGGCGGGCCCCACUACCGCCCAUGAUGAUGUCACAGAGUGUCCCGUCUGGCCUUGAUAGUCACCGGGUAGAGGCCCUGUCUGACGAUUCCCAGAUGCUGUCUGGGUCGAGUUGCUCAGGCUCCCCUGAAACUUCCACGAAGAGGAUCAAGAGGAAGGCGCCGCAGCCACCAUGCACGGCCGCCCCGGGAAGCCCUCGGCAGGACGACAGCGUAAAUGGAAGAACAAUUUCCCAAAGCACCCUGGAGGAAAUCCACGAGCUGGACGAGAUGCUCUCCCCUCCGAUCCGGAGCUCCAGCCCCGUUUCUGGCCUCCCUGCUGCCUCGGUGGAUUGUGGGAAAGCAGACCUCUCCUCUGAUUCUGCUGACUGCGACAUGCGGAGCUCCCUGCAGUCUCUGCACACGGGGGAAGAUCAUUCGGGUGAUCUUUCCUCAGAUGGCAAACUGGUUGGGGAGUCUGGGACCAGCCAGCAUUGUGCGGAACAAACACUGAAUACUGAAGAGGCUGAUAUUCCCCAAAUGGGAUGCACAGAGACCCAGGCAAGCCUGGCCGAACAAAGAAACAUUCAGAUUAGCCUCUCUUCUGAGAACGGGCUGGUCCCACAUGAGGAUGGAGAGCAGAGUCCGGCCAGACUGCAUAAUGAUCAACAACCUCGAACCCAGAGCUCUACUCCCCCAAAACAAGAACGUGGGGCCCAGGAUUCAGGGGCUUCUGACCAGCUGAAUGUCAGUGCUGUCUUCUGGGACGAGCUGAAGAAAGCUGACCUAAGCGUAGAUGCACACAGCGUCCACGAAGAAGAGUCUCAGAUUGCAUUUUCAUCUACUACUGAGCCUGAAGCAGCUGAAGCAACUAAGUUGAAGAAAGACAUGGCUACCUCCACGGAGGAGCUCCGCUUCUCGGAUCGCUGGACUGCUCCAGCCACGAAGGGCGCUCCCAUUUACGCAAAGGAACCUACUUCCAGACCCAAGCUGUCAGAUGAGUUCCCGCGGGGCUACACGCCGAAAGUGGGGCUCACCACCUUCACCGUCGUCCCUCAGAAGACCCUAAAGAAGGUGAGGCUGUUUGAGGUGGAGGUCACGCUUGAGGCUCCCAGCGCAGUAGAGAAGAGAGAAUCGACUGCCAGCCCCCCAGAGGCUGGAAAACAUCGAAUGGCACCGGGGCAGAAGCAGCUGAUGGAGUCAUGCGCCCCUACACCAAGCCACGAUAGCUGUGAAAAUAACAUGAGUAUGAUCAACGAUGGUGGUGGCCAUAGCAACGUAGACUCAACUCAGCCGGACCUUGUUCCCCCUGUAGUUCCUGUAGGCGUUGGCAAGGGCUACGAACCUUCACUCACUUUUGAUGGAGGCAUCAAGGCUGGUCCAGCACUGCAGAUCAAAGGCAAGAAAAUCCCACCUGCAACAAAGCCCAAGCCAGCCUCGUUCCGCCUGCCGCAACACAUACGAACACCUGGGUAUCCCGUUACCUCGGCGACUGUGAGUAAUGUGAGCGCCAGUCCAGACGGGGCUCCAGGGCAACAAGGAAAAAAACUGCCCCGGGAGCAGCCUGCCGAGAAUUUCUCUCUUUCGUCUCCACCCUCUCGUCUUCCUGCGGAGCGUUGGGAGGAGGAGGGGGCUGGAAGAAGCCCUCAGGAAGUGGGGAAGACUCAAGAAGACCCCUCCCCUGAAAUCACAAGGCGAGCGGGAGCCCUCGCUAAGCAGCCUCUCCCUGGACUGAGUCUGGAGAAGCUGAGAAGUUUUGCGGCUCCCAAACCGUACUCUCCCGCCAAUCCCUCUCGGUUCGCCUUGGCCGUGUCCUCAGCAGUCAGGAGGUCCCAGUCCCUCACCCAAGGUCCCGGCACAUGCGUCGGUUGCUCAAAGCCCAGUUACAUACUACCUGCGCAAGAUUUUAAAGAGCCAUCAAGAGGCCUGGAAAUGGAGAUAUGGGACUCGGAGGGAGGGAGAGAGAGUGUGCCGCGAGAAGCGCUUCCCGGAGGUCAGGGAUCAGGGAGCGCCUUGCCUGCGGCGCUGAUGGACACCAGCAGACACGGAGAGGCACGUGGACAAGGCCCCGGCCGCGCGGGUGUAGCGGAGUGUGACGGAGACUGAUUGGAACUUGUAGGGACGUGACGUGGGGAGCAGCGAGUUCCGUGCUGUCACAUGACUUCUGAAGAUCUGCCUCGAAAAGCUACUGGCCAGGCUGUCAUUGGAACCCCAGAAAUCUCGCCCUGCUGAAAACGUAAUACAACCAGUUUAAAAGAUAUCAUUAUAUAAAGGUCAUAUAACCCUAAUAUUUUCUUUAUUCUUGUACCAUAUUUCACAAUGUUUUUAUGGGAUUUAUAAAAUUGGUUAAUUUUAUAUUAUGUAUGAUUUGUACAUAUAUACAAUAUAUACAUUUAAAAGAAUGGUUUAAAUUAUUAGUAUUAAAAUUAAGCUUAAUUUCUGAACUAGAGAAUUAUAAAGAUUUAUAAAUAUGGUACUUCAUUAGAAAUCAUUUAUACUCAUGACUCCAUUGAGUUUUUUUAUAUAUUGUAUUUUUGUGUGUAUAUACAGUAUAUUGUAUAUGUUAAAAAUCAAAUCCUUUAAAAUACACUUUUGUUGUUCAGAUGCAAAGGUACUAUAUUACCAUACCUUACACUGGGGGAAAUUUUCAAAUAAACAUGUUAGACGCGGCUGAACUAUCCAA